Molecule: messenger RNA, 761 nt
Organism: Peromyscus eremicus (cactus mouse)
Lineage: Eukaryota; Metazoa; Chordata; Mammalia; Rodentia; Cricetidae
Gene: Mien1
Product: migration and invasion enhancer 1
Exons: 4
Coding region: 48-395 (115 amino acids)
Biological process (GO): positive regulation of filopodium assembly; negative regulation of apoptotic process
Source: RefSeq, a predicted model, not a curated record
GGCCUGGCGUCACACCCGGAAGCAGCCCUGCAGCGGAGCGGGCCGCAAUGAGUGGGGAGCCAGGACAAGUGUCCGUAGUGCCCCCUCCCGGGGAGGUAGAAGCAGGCAGUGGAGUCCACAUCGUGGUGGAGUACUGUGAACCCUGCGGCUUCGAGGCGACCUACCUGGAGCUGGCGAGCGCCGUGAAGGAGGAGUAUCCGGGCAUCGAGAUUGAGUCGCGACACGGGGGGACAGGGGCCUUUGAGAUUGAGAUCAAUGGACAGCUGGUGUUCUCCAAGCUGGAGAAUGGGGGUUUUCCUUAUGAGAAAGAUCUCAUCGAGGCCAUCCGAAGAGCCAGCAACGGAGAACCUUUAGAAAAGAUCACCAAUAGCCGGCCUCCCUGCGUCAUCCUGUGACGACACGAUUCUUGGAAGCGUGGUUCUGGGGUUCAAACCUUUGUUUCCUUGCAGUUCCGCUAGGAACUCCCUCUGCCUUUUGCCCCUCACUUAUCUCCAUGUAGCUAACACCCUGACCUCCACUUUGCCCCUUUGGGCACAAAGAGGGACUAGACAUUUCUAUGGUCUUGGAGGCAGAAAAGAGAUGUUCUCUGUGGAUAUUUCCACUACCACCUCACAGCCCUUUCCCAGGAUCGGUGCCCUCUGCAGCUCGGCCCUCUCCCUAGCUUGGCAAUUCCUGUCGGGUGCCACAGUUGCUGUAACUUAUUUCCCCCGAGUCCUGGGCAAUGUCAGCUAUUGGCAAUAAAGAGCUAUUGGCGCUCCAAA